Molecule: messenger RNA, 744 nt
Organism: Vitis vinifera (wine grape)
Lineage: Eukaryota; Viridiplantae; Streptophyta; Magnoliopsida; Vitales; Vitaceae
Product: ethylene-responsive transcription factor ERF095
Exons: 1
Coding region: 61-453 (130 amino acids)
Biological process (GO): ethylene-activated signaling pathway; regulation of DNA-templated transcription
Molecular function (GO): DNA binding; DNA-binding transcription factor activity
Source: RefSeq, a predicted model, not a curated record
CAGGGUACUUUUUCUACGCAUAUAAGAUGUUUCACUAGUGGGGCUUCACCAUGCAAACUCAUGGAUGAAGACCCUGAGGCCAAGAUGAAGGAACAGAAAGAAGGCGGAGGAGAGGUUCGGUAUCGAGGCGUUCGGAGGCGGCCAUGGGGGAAGUUUGCUGCGGAGAUACGUGACUCGACUAGGCAUGGAGCGCGCGUCUGGCUCGGGACUUUCAAUUCUGCGGAGGAGGCUGCAAGAGCAUAUGACCGAGCUGCUUAUGCCAUGAGGGGUUCCUUGGCGAUUCUCAACUUCCCUAAUGAGUAUCAUACACCCGGCACGGCUAGCUCUUCAGCUUCAUCCUCAAUGCCCGAAGGUGAUCAGCAGGGAAAACAAGUCAUUGAAUUGGAGUACUUGGAUGAUAAGCUGCUAGAGGAUCUUCUCGACUCUGAAGACAAAAAGAACAAGAAAACCUGAAGUUUCUGCUGCCUCGAAUCCCCUGAAAUCUAGUGCUUCAUCGAAAAAAAAUCCCCUCGCUCCUGAUUAACAACAUUUUUAUUUUAGUCAAUGAAUGUGUUCUCGGAUCAUUAUAAGUAUUUCUGCCGAAGUCCAUUGAUUUUUGGAGACUGAAAAAUGUCAGAAAAAUUGGUGCGAACAGGUUUACUCCUUUCUAAAUUAUGCAAUUGAAGUAUUUGGAUUAGUGCGCAGUGUAAACAUCAAGGAAAGCAUGAUCCACUAUUUUAAGGAGCCUAAGUGCUUUCCCCUUUA